AUGGAUAUUUUGGAGCUCGCUGAAUUGCUCGCUGCCCAGACGAACAUUGAGCCGAGGCAACAUCCUGUUCGAGCAUCGCCCUACAAUCUCUGGCUGGGCAACUACACGUUCACUACGCCACUCACCAAGAUGACUGUACGACUGCUGGCCCCAGUGAUCAAGAGCAUUCUUAUAUCUCACACGAAGCCACUGCUACCUGCUCGUUCGGACCAGGCAGAUCUGGUGUACCCCUUCAAGAACAACCCAAGUUACGCGCUGUUCGAGUCAGGAGCCCCAGAGACUGUGAAGAAAGUGCUUACCCGCUGCAAGCAGGAAGGAGUCACGUACUCGGGCGCUCUUAGUGCCGCCGUCAUCUUGGCUUACUACUACGCUUCCCAGACUCAUCACUCAGUGGCGCUUACUGAGCGCUUCAAAGUCACGCUAACCAUGAGCACGAAUCUGCGAACCCGCCUUUCCACGCCUGUACCAGAAGAUGUUGUAGGCAGCUAUGCGUCGCUGGUGCCAUUGGAUAACAUCAAGAAUGGACUGAAAUCCCCGGCUGUGGCCUUCACGGACAUCUUUAUGGACCAAAACUUUAACUCUGCAUCCGUGUCCACAGCCUUUUUAAAACACGUCAUCAAGAACUCGUGCAGUGGAGACGUCAACAUCUCCAACAUCGGUCGAUAUCCGUAUCCGACAGUUCACGAGCUCGGCAAUGCUGGCGAGCUUUCUGUUGAGAAUCUGUUUCUGUAUGAGUCUGUGCCGUUCUUCUCGAUGGGGACUCUCAUGUACGUGUCGACGGUCAAGAGUUUCAACUACUCGAUGCUGCACAAAUACGAGGACGACGAUGCCAAGCGGCUGUUCCAAGCUUAUGUGGCUUUCGGCGAGUGUAUCGGUGAUGUAGAUCGACAUUCCACUAUGGCUGAUGUACUCGCCAAAGUGGUGCCGCUGUUGGAGUAA
Phytophthora infestans T30-4 is the source of this 939-nucleotide messenger RNA. RefSeq lists its product as uncharacterized. The transcript is spliced from 2 exons. Bases 1 to 939 code for a protein of 312 amino acids. Lineage: Eukaryota; Oomycota; Peronosporomycetes; Peronosporales; Peronosporaceae. The record is from RefSeq and is a predicted model, not a curated record.